This is a messenger RNA of Symbiodinium natans, 1794 nucleotides long. The record is from the annotation of a GenBank genome assembly. Lineage: Eukaryota; Dinophyceae; Suessiales; Symbiodiniaceae.
AUGUUAAAAUUGGGUUGCAUCUCAUGGCACAUGUCACUUCCGGAUUCAGGACUGGUGGAAGUCGGCGUAAGGCUGCAUGAAGUUGGUGGGCAGGAUGUGGCGGGCAUGAGCCGUGCACAGAUCCUUCACCUGCUGCAAGAUUGCAGCUCCAUGCGAAUGCAAAGGUCUGCCGAUUUGUCUCGAAUGCUACGCGACCUUUUCAAAGAUCUCCCAAGCAUCGCAGAUCUUGAGAAGGCAAAGAGGAAGUGCGACUUUCUGGGAAAAGUCCGGGAGGAUGCGAAGCUAUGCCUCCAGGCGAGCCUAGGUGGUUCAAGGACCAGCGAAGCAGAUGUGGUGGACUGCUUGGCGGGAGCCAACUUUGCUUGGCGAACCUCUCCGGAAGUCAUUGCUGUGGAGCAGGGCUCCCUGGCAGAUGGACUGGUGGAAGUCGGCGAGAAGCUGCAUGAAGUUGGUGGGCAGGAAGUGGCGGGCAUGAGCCGUGCACAAAUCCUUCACCUGCUGCAAGAGUGCAGCUCCAUGCAAAUGCGUGAAGCCUCAACCGAGGUUUCAGAAGCGGCCUCUCACGAUCCCGUGUCUGGGCUGGAAACGAGUUCCCUCGGCCAUCUUCGCGUAAAAUGGUCCGAUCCUCCAGUGAUCGUAAGUGACAGAGCUGAACCUUCUGGAGAUCUCCUCGUUGAAAUCGACGGCACCAGCCUGGUGGGCAUGACGCAGCCCGAGGUACGAAGCCUGUAUCUCAACCGGCAAGGACCAGGAACAGGAAGCUUGAGUAUGGGCAAAAUGUCUGCGUUGUAUCGAGACCCUUUUCUCAGGGGUGAUUUGUUGAGGAAGCUCAAGGCAGACCGCUAUCCUGUGCACUUUGGUUCGACAUGUACAGGAUGCCAGGCAAGCCCUCUCGUCGGUUUUCGCUUCAGCUGCAAGACCUGUCCCGAUUCGCACUACUGCGCCGCCUGCUUUCGGGGGCGGGGGCACUCCCACGCAAGCGGCCACAGCUUCACCAAGCUGGAGUACCCAGGCGCUCCCAUCGUUGAUGCCCUUCCACCACCAGCACUGCAACCCGGCUCGGCCGUCGUGAUUGUUGGCACUGGUCAGAAAGACCAGGAUGGCCAGCUGGGCCUGCUCCUGUCAGAUGCGACCUCUUCAGCAAGCUGGCAGGUGGUAGUGGAUGGCCUCGACCAGCCGUGCACUGUCGCGGCAGAGCACCUGUUCGUGAAGACGGAAUCAGAACCGCAGCCAGAACGGCUGCCUGAAUCGAAGUCGCCGGCUCAAGAUUCAGACAAGCUGAAGGAGCCGAAGCCAGACGUUGCCCGCGCAGCGACGCCAGCCCGUGCAGCAGUCACUCCUCGGCGCUCCAAGGCAGAAGACUCUGAAGCGGCUCUUUCCGAUAAGUCCGACGGUGAAUCUGUUGCAGGACUUUCCCUUUCACAAUCCGCCCGCGAAUUGAGGAAGGCAAAUGCGACAGCUGCGUUGCAGCGAUGCAAGUCCAAGGGGUGCUUGGGCCUCCAAAACCGUCUUUGCCGCGGCAAGUGCGGCGCAAUGGUGGAAGUGGACACGGAAGAUUACAUCAAGAACGGUCAGUUUGUUCUUUGUGCCAAGUGCAAGGUCAAAGCGGCCAACAGCCAGGCCACGAAGCCGUGCUCGGAAUGUAGCCAAGACAUCGUGUACUCGCUCUUUGAAGCAGACUGUGGACGUGAGAUACCCUCGUGCUGUGCAAAAUGCAGCGGACAAGGUGCUGGCAGAUGGAUUCUCAUCAGCCCGCUGCCGCCUACUGGCAAGUCGAUGCCUUCUCUGGAGUAG